UCUCCAAGUUUAAGCCAAUAAAGGACGGAGAAGAUGCCCGGUUUUGCGACUUGGUCCAUUUAAUAAAGCGGAGUUUCAACACCCUUAGAGAAGUAGGACGGGAGAAUGACAUGGAUAACAACCACAUGCUGGCUAUCAUUGAACAGAAAAUGUUUACCGACGAUCGCAAAGUCUGGUCACGCUAUUUGGAGAGUUCAAAGAGUCAAGCCACAUUGGAGUCGUUAAUUUCCUGGAUGACAAGUGAGAUGAAGUCGAGAAUGAGAGCAACGGCACCAUUAAGAAGCUCAUGGCAGUCACCCAAGCAUGUUGGACAUGUUACUGGAAAAGAAGAUGGGAAGCCAACAAACCAUAAGUGCUGGUUCUGCAAAACGUCUGAACAUUGGACCGACCAAUGCCAAAAGUUCCUUGCCCAGAGUGCUAGCGACCGCCUGAAAGUUGUGAAGGAGAACCAUGCCUGUUAUAGCUGCCUGAAGCGAGCUGGUCGUGGUCACAACAUGUCAACCUGCUCUCGAAGGCGCCAGUGCAGCGAGACCAUCAGCGGAGUUCAGUGCAAGCAUUACCAUCAUCCACUAUUGCAUAUUUUAAACAUAUCUGCUGUGUCAUCUGUUACUACUAGCGGAGAGACUAUGUUACCGACUAUUCAGGCAGAAAUCCUGGGACCACAGAAGGUCAAGAAACAGGCUAAUAUGUUACUAGACACUGGUGCUCAAAUCAGUUUAAUACGGACAUCAGUCGCUGAGGAGCUGGGUCUCAAAGGCAAGAGUGUCACAGUAACAAUGGCGAAAGUUGGAGGAGAAGAAAAUGAGAUGUCAACAAAGAUGUAUCGAUUCCAAAUUCGAUCCCUCGAGAACCAGUCCAUCCACACAAUUGCAGCUGUGGGAAUCCCAAGUAUCAGUGGUGAUAUUUCCGGAAUGAAACUUGAUGGCAUAGCUGAAGCUUUCAACCUUGAAAGAGAGAAAUUACGAAGAGAGAAUGGUCCAAUAGAUGUCCUGUUGGGAAUUGAUCAACCGAAGUUGCACACUGGUGAGACAAAAGAAGCUGGUAAUCUUGUUGCAAGAUAUUCGCCAUUGGGAUGGGUUGUCUUUGGAGCCACGUCUGAAAAGUGUGACGUCAGUCAAGUCUACCAUGUCAAGUGUUCAAAUCCCAUCGAUAUGACCGACUUUUGGACCACCGAAUCAAUGGGCGUGGAAGGGAAUAUGUGUUCUUGUGAAAGCAAGAAGUUAAGUCCAGUUGAAGCCUACGAAGCCAAGAUUAUAGAACAAUCCUGCAAAAAGAUUGGUAAUAAAUGGUUAGUUUCAUACCCCUGGGUCAAAGAUGCAUCUGAAUUACCGGAUAACAGAAGCCAAGCGGAGAAGAAAUUGGAAACAACCGAGCGUCGAUUAGCCAAGAACCCAGAUCAUGCAGAAGCGUAUGACAAGCAGAUGAGGGAAAUGAGUGAAAUGAACUUCUCUCGAAAAUUAUCAAGUGAAGAAUUAAAGUCAUACAAGGGACCAACCCACUACAUAUCCCACCAUGAGGUAGUCAGACCCGAGAAGAAGAGCACCCCCAUCCGAAUUGUUUUCAAUUCCUCAGCAUCGUAUAAAGGGCACCGCUUAAAUGAUUACUGGAUGAAAGGACCCGAUUUACUAAAUAAUCUGUUUGGAGUUCUCCUACGAUUUCGAGAAAAUGAAGUGGCUAUCAACGCGGAUAUAUCCAAGAUGUAUCACAGAAUCCUAAUCCCGGAAAGAGAUCAACAUGUUCACCGAUACCUGUGGAGAAACAUGGAUACGGAUCGAGAACCUGAUGUUUAUGUCAAAACAGUCUUGACAUUUGGUGACAAACCAGCCCCAGCCAUGGCACAGACCGCGCUGCAAAAGACUGCUGAAGAAGGAGAAAAACGCUACCCUGCAGCUGCUGAAGUCUUAAAGAAGAAUACUUACAUGGACGACAUAUGCGAUUCGGUCCAUUCUGAAAAUCAAGCAAGAAAAAUAACAGCAGAGAUUGACGAAAUCCUUCGCAACGGUGGUUUUAACGUGAAGUGUUGGCUCUCAAACCGGUCAUUAAAGAAGAAUGAUGAAAGCGUUAUUGAAAAAAGUGAAUUGGAAUUAAAGCUCCUACAAGGCCCAGUUGAAGAGAAAGUUUUGGGAACUGUCUGGAACCACCACGACGACGUUUUUGGGUUCAAAGUGAUUCCUCCUGAACUAGUUAAACUUACGAAGAGAGCAAUACUAAGCCAAGUAGCUCGGAUCUACGAUCCUCUAGGAGUAGCUGCAGCUUUCCUGAUUCGCGCCAAAAUAGAGAUGCAAAAACUGUGGUUAGAAGGACUACAAUGGGAUGAUGAAUUGCCGCCGAAUCUCCAAAUAACGUGGAUACGAUUCUUCCAAGAGAUGAACGACCUGAACAACGUCACCUUCGAAAGGUCUCUUACGCCAGAUUCCGUGAUCGGAGCGCCAGUACUAUGCAUUUUCUCGGACGCAUCGAUUGAAGCCUUCGGAGCAUGUGCUUACAUCAGAUGGGAGACAGAAAACAACACCUUUGUAACCAGGUUCAUCGCAGCAAAGUCAAGAGUAGCCCCACUGAAGUCGCUGACCAUACCUCGUUUAGAGCUACAAGCAGCUGUCCUGGCGACACGAUUAUGUUGUUCUAUUCUCGAAGAGUCUCGAAUGAAGUUUGUGAAGAUAAUUUUCUUCUCUGACAGCCACAUUGUUCUUUCAUGGAUCCGUAACCAACCCAGAGAGUUUAAGCCGUUCGUUUCAGCCCGAAUUGCCGAAAUCCAGAGCAAGUCUGAACCAGAUCAGUGGAGACACGUUCCUGGAGAGCUAAAUGUCGCUGAUGAUGUGUCGCGAGGAAUACCUGCUCUGCAACUGACAGGCAGAUGGAAGUAUGGCCCCGAGUUUCUGAAGUUACCGGAGGAAGAAUGGCCGAGCGAGUCGUCUUCUGCUACCAUCACUAAAAGCGUGGAUAUCGAUCAGUCUGAACGUCGAAAAGUUCAACCUGUCUUUCAAGUAACCCAAUCGCCAGAAGUCAUUCCGUGCAAGAAGUUUUCCAGUUGGGGGAAACUUAUCCGAGUCACAGCCUAUGUGUUACGGUUCAUCAACACGCUACGAAACAAGCAUCAAAACAAAGACAACACAGAAACGACCCGACCGAAAGACACCUCAGAUGAUAGAUCAAUCUCAGCAAAGGAGUUAGAAGAUGCCGAGUUGUAUUGGGUCAAACAAAGUCAGAAGUCACUUCAUGAUCGCCUGAAAAAGGGAGAACUGAAAGGACUCACCCCGUUUACCGAUGACAACGGAGUUAUCAGAGUCGGAGGUCGAGUAAGCGAAGCCGUAAUCUCGUACGAUGCCAAACAUCCAGUUUUACUCCCACGUGAACACUGGAUAUCCCUGCUGAUCACUCGUAACUUCCAUCGAAACGGCCACUCAGGAGUUGCAACAACCGUUGCAAAGAUCAAGAAAAAGUUUUGGAUUAUCCGAUGUCAUGAUCUUGCCAAGUCAAUAAAGUUCCGAUGCGUAUGUUGUCGCCGAAUCCAAGCCAAAACCGAGGAGCAGUUCAUGUCAGACCUACCAAUUACCCGACUGGAGCCAUUCACACCACCCUUUCAUCGCACGGCAUGCGAUUACUUCGGUCCUUACCAAGUUAAAAUUGGCCGAAACAAAACAACCAAACACUAUGGCGUACUGUUUACAUGUCUGAAUACUCGUGCCGUACACCUGGAAAUCGCAGUGGACUAUUCCGCUAUGGAAUUCUUGCAAACCUUACGUCGAUUUUUCGCAAUCCGUGGACAACCGGCUCUGAUGAUCAGUGACAACGGGACGCAGCUGGUGGGAGCUCAACGUGAACUCCGAGAAAUGAUAGAAGGAUGGAACGAGAAAGAGUUGAAGGAAUUCAGCGCCGAGAAAGGAAUGGAGUGGAGAUUUAUUACUCCUGCAGCACCACAUCAUAACGGUUGUGCUGAGGCUCUUGUCAAGAGUUCGAAGAAAGCAUUAAAGAUCGCGAUUGGUGAACAAAUUUUGGCUCCGUUCGAGCUGUACACAUGCUUGCUGGAAGUUAGUAACCUGAUUAAUCAGCGUCCUAUUGGAAGGAUCCCCAAUGAUCCAGAUGACGGUUCUUUCCUUUGUCCAAACGACAUUUUACUUGGUCGAGCAUCAACAAUGGUACCACAAGGGCCAUUCAGAGAAACGAAGAAUCCUCAACAUCGUGUUGAAUUUGUCCAGAAGAUCAUCGAUAGUUUUUGGAAGCGUUGGAGCAGAGAUGUAUUUCCCACCUUAGUUCCCAGAAAGAAAUGGACUACUGAAAAAAGAAAUGUACGAGUGGAUGACAUCGUCGUGGUUCAAGAUACGAAUGCGAUUCGUGGAAACUGGACUACGGGCAGAAUUGUUAAUGUAUAUCCUGGAAAUGACGGACGAAUUCGUAACGUUAAGGUGAAGACAUCCACAUCGCACUACGAAAGACCUAUUACAAAAGUCGCAGUACUGUACCCUGCAGAAGGAUAUGAAGAUAAGUAACUCACAAUUAGUAACAUUAAGUGAUGAGGAAGAGUCCUCAUCGGGGGGGAGAGUGGAUUGACAGUUUAUAUACACGUGCGUAGACACGAAUGGAACUCAUUAUAAUUGAACUUUGAAACUAUGAUGACAAUAUUAGGUAUCAAAUAGCAAUCAUAGCAUUAGCAUAUAGACGCACAGCGAGACGGAAAAGGUGUAAAUAUAACGCAUGUUUUGUUAAAUAAGUAAAUGAAAGAAAGACGGGCUAACCUGAACGAUAAACGAUGAAAUAGACAGCUAAAGGAUCUCGCCACAGAAAUCGAAUUGUUAUUAUAUAAUUUAUAAUGCGAUUUGCGAGACUUCUUUGGUUUAAUGUCUGAGAUUACUUGCUAACCGGUCGUCUUGGUUCCGACGAAACACCUGAUGAACAUAU
Dendronephthya gigantea is the source of this 4896-nucleotide messenger RNA. RefSeq lists its product as uncharacterized. Gene Ontology annotation, molecular function: nucleic acid binding; aspartic-type endopeptidase activity. Gene Ontology annotation, biological process: proteolysis; DNA integration. NCBI's taxonomy places the organism in Eukaryota, Metazoa, Cnidaria, Anthozoa, Malacalcyonacea, Nephtheidae. Bases 111 to 4487 code for a protein of 1458 amino acids. The record is from RefSeq and is a predicted model, not a curated record. The transcript is spliced from 2 exons.